Messenger RNA from Vespula vulgaris, 1170 nucleotides. RefSeq lists its product as uncharacterized. The record is from RefSeq and is a predicted model, not a curated record. NCBI's taxonomy places the organism in Eukaryota, Metazoa, Arthropoda, Insecta, Hymenoptera, Vespidae. Bases 141 to 1091 code for a protein of 316 amino acids. The transcript has 2 exons.
UUGUUUCGUCCCUUCAUUUUAUUUGGUUAGAGACGAGUAUUAUUUUUGAUCUAGGCAUACGUUAAAAGAGGUGUCUAUUUUUGUUUUCUUUUUAAUCAUACAUAAUAAUUAAAUUUGAAAAAUAAAUUUUCUUUUAAAUUAUGCCUACCUGUCCACGAAAACGUUUCGUACGUCUCGGCGCGAAGAAACCAUGUGAACGUUUUCAAACUUCCUACGAACGUUCUUAUUACUAUCAAAGUCCAAUUCCGUGGUCUUUACAAAAGCAAGAAUAUCAUGACUUACAAUGUAAAACUGAGUUAAAAACUAAAUCAAUAAAGAGAGAGUCACCUUCCGAGCAUUACAUGUCAUCUUACAAUAAAGAAUACAAAUUGAAAAUUAUAGAAGACCGAUCUGAAACUUAUCGAAGAUCGUCCAUAGCUGCGAAACCUACAUUGAAGAAUUUUUGUGAGAAAUUUAUCAAAGAUCCAGUACGACCAUUAAUCCAUUCAACGACCAGCGGGUCGACUUACGUGAGAAGAAAAAUUCCAUUCGAGUCAUUGACGUUAUCUCAGACCAGUCCAACGGAUGAUGCAACUUGUCCAAUAGUAGACACAGGCAAACAUGAGUUUCCUACGAUCCCUUUGAACGAACUUAGUUUUUAUAAACAUUUAGAUCCAUUGGUAACCACCACUCAGAUGACACAUAUCAAUUUUACAUCGAACGAAAAAAUAAGUAGUGUCGGGAAAAAUAUUGAAAAACGAUCUAAAUGUCAUCAUUUCCUUCCAAAAACUAUUCCUACGAAAGGUCCCUUGCCUUAUCCACGUUGCACUGAUAAUCCUCCUCUGGUUUAUCCGAAAAGAUUAUGCGUUAUACCUUAUAAAGCAUAUACAACCACGUACAGCACGCAUUAUGAUUAUGUACUAACGAAUUUAUUACCUUGGCACACUGUCGUCAAAUCUCCGACUGUUUUCAAAUUGUCGCGGAAUGAUGUUUACAAGACACCUUCGAUGUAUCGUACCGAGCAAUGUCACGUGGGCACUGGCUGGCCAAUUAGAGCAGCCAUAAAUCUCGGGCCAAUUAAGUUGAAUCCACGAGAGAGCGCGCAUGCGUAGAAAUUCACUCUCGAUUUUGAUUAUCGUGAUACAUUCUCUUACAAAAGAUUAAAACUUUUUCGUUCUUUCUUUUUCACAA